AUGGCCCCCAAAGUCUUCAUCACAGGUACCACCGGCUAUAUCGGCGGAGAUGCCCUGUAUGCUCUUCACAAGGCUCACCCCGAUUGGGCCUACACCGCCUUGGUCCGAACCAAGGACAAGGGAAGCAAGCUUCAGCAGGCUUAUCCCAACGUCAACGUCGUCUACGGCGACCUUGACGACUAUGAUUUGAUCAAGCAGGAGGCCGCAAAGGCUGACAUUGUCGUCCACACGGCCGACUCGUCGGACCACGAGAUCGCCGCAAAGGCUAUCGCCGAGGGUCUUGCUAGCGGCCAUUCCAAGAACCAUCCAGGCUACUGGUUGCACGUCAGCGGCACCGGUAUUCUGUGCUUCGCCGAUGCUGAUGCCGACAGGUACGGCGAGGCCUCGGACAAGGUCUACGAUGAUCUCGACAAAGUAGAGGAGCUCACCGGACUGCCCGACCAUGCAUUCCACCGCAAUAUCGACAAGAUUGUGUUGGAAGCUGGUACCAAUGCCGCGGUGAAGACGGCCAUUCUCUGCCCUCCUACCAUCUAUGGUCCUGGAAGAGGCCCCAUUUCCGGUCGCAGCCGUCAGGUGUACGAGCUGGCCAAGAUCACGCUACAGCAGAAGAAGGCGCCCAUCAUCGGUGCCGGCAAGACGUACUGGAACAAUGUCCACGUCCACGACUUGAGCGACCUUUUUGUCCUUCUUGCCGACGCUGCUGCUGCCGGCCGCAAGGACGACAAGGAGCUGUGGGGUGAAAAGGGCUACUUCCUUGUGGAGAACGGCGAGCAUGUCUGGGGCGAGCUCUCGAAGCAGAUCGCUGCCGAGGCCGCUAAGGCUGGCUACAUUCCCGCUCCCGAGACUUUCUCACUCAACAAGGACGAGGCGUUCAAGUUGGCCGACUUCCAGGCUCUUAGCUGGGCUCUGAACUCCAGAGGCAAGGCGAGGAGGGCGAGGAAGUUCCUCGGCUGGAGCCCCAAGGCGCCGAGCCUUGAGCAGGAGCUGCCGAACAUUGUGAAGCUGGAGUACGAGCAGCUGCAGAAGGCUUGA
Molecule: messenger RNA, 1032 nt
Organism: Lasiodiplodia theobromae
Lineage: Eukaryota; Fungi; Ascomycota; Dothideomycetes; Botryosphaeriales; Botryosphaeriaceae
Product: Nucleoside-diphosphate-sugar epimerase
Exons: 4
Coding region: 1-1032 (343 amino acids)
Source: RefSeq, a predicted model, not a curated record